Molecule: messenger RNA, 3952 nt
Organism: Chironomus riparius
Lineage: Eukaryota; Metazoa; Arthropoda; Insecta; Diptera; Chironomidae
Source: the annotation of a GenBank genome assembly
AAAUGCAUGGUUUUUAAUUGAAUGCAAUGAUAAUUAAAAAAUAUUAAAAGUUUCAAAUGAAAUUGAAUUUUAAAAACUAGUGACAAAAAACAGCAAAAUUUCAAAAAUAAAAACAUAAAACUACAAAAAUAUUCAAAAAUCGUCAAGAGAAAGUUGAUUCGCAGCGAAUAUCUUUAGUUUAGUUUAUGUUUCCCCUGUCUUAUAUUUAUCGUGAUAUAAAAAAUAUAACACAAAUUUGUAUACCUGUGUUGUGUAUCAAUUUAAUCAAAAAUUAUAUAUAAAGCAACAACAAAGUGUAUAAAAGAGAAGGAAAGGAAUUGUUGUCAUUACUCACACCCCCUUAAAACACACCAAAGUUUUUUUUUUAUUUCACAUAACGUGGAGGAAAAAUAAUUUAAAAAAAAACCAGGGUGAAAAGGAAGAUAUUUACUAAAAGUUAUGAAAGAGACUCAAAAGAACGAACUUUAGUCAUCAAAAAAAAAAAACAUCUAAAAUACGAUAGCUGCAUCAGCGGUCCUUAAUUCCAUAACUUCAGUUCAAUAGCAAUGCUUUAACGAUUUAUUCAAAUCAACGCAUCCGUGAUACUUUAAAAUGCUUUCAAUUACUCGUGUCUUAAUUUUUAUAAUACAAACGCUACUUUUACUAAAAGUAACUUCCGCCGCACGUCAAACUAAUGUGGCGAGUCAUGAACGUUUCGGACAAAGAUUUGCAAUGCAACCACAAGAUCAAACUGCAAUUGUUGGCUCACGUGUGACAUUGCCAUGUCGUGUUGUGGCGAAAGUCGGAAACAUUCAAUGGACGAAAGAUAGUUUUGGACUUGGAGAGCAUCGAAAUUUGAGUGGAUUUGAUCGUUAUUCGAUGGUUGGCAGUGACGAGGAAGGAGAUUUUUCGCUUGACAUUUUUCCAGUUAUGAUGGACGAUGAUGCUGAGUAUCAGUGUCAAGUUGGUCCUGCUAAGCGACAACAAGGUUUGCGAUCACAUGCUGCAAAAUUAACCAUUCUUGUCCCACCUGAUAAUCCAAAAAUCAUACAAGGUAGCCAUAUUCUAACGACAGAAGAUAGUGAAAUUGAAUUAGAAUGUGUCUCAAAAGGUGGAAAGCCACCUGCAGAGAUAACAUGGAUUGAUGGCCAUGGGAAUGUAAUUCAAGAUGGAAUUGAAUAUAUGAGCCAACAAAUGGAAAAUUCAAAAUUAUUUGAAGCUCGAUCAGUAUUAAAAUUUACACCAAAAAAGGAUCAUCAUAACACGAUAAUAACAUGUCAAGCUCAAAAUACUGCAGAUCGAACAUAUAAAUCAGCAAAACUUAAAAUUGAUGUAAAAUUUGCACCUAAAGUGACUGUAUCAGUUGUAAGUAACACUCUUGAAAAUGGAAGAAUUCCCGAGGGAGCAGAAGUUCGAUUUGCAUGCCAUGCUGAAGCUAAUCCAAGCGUGGAUUCCUACAAAUGGUAUAUCAAUGAUGAACUAAUUAUUGGAGAUCAAUCAACGGAGUUGAUAAUACCAUCAAUUAAUCGAACGUUUCAUGAUUCCAUAGUCAAAUGUGAAGUAAAGAAUAUUGUUGGUAAAAGCGAAGAUAUUGAGACUCUUGAUAUAAGCUAUGCUCCAGUAUUUAGAAUAAAACCUCAAUCAGUUGAAGCUGAUGAUGGACAAACCGUUGUGCUUUCCUGUGAAGUUGACGGCAAUCCAACUCCCGAAAUUGUUUGGAUAUUUGCCGGUCACGACCAAGUAAGAAAGGUUGUUAGCACGUCGUCUAAUCUCACAGUAGUUGUAUCAAAAAAUACGAUAGGUGGAUAUUUCUGUAAAGCAAGUGUUCCAGGUUAUGCAGAUAUUAUAGAGCAAGCAACAAUAUAUUUAAAGGGAGCUCCAACGAUUACAUCGACACGUCGUCAGUUUGGUACAAUCGGCGAAAGUACUCGAAUUGAAUGUGUUGCAUUUUCAAUACCUAAGGCACGAUUCGUUAGUUGGUCGUUUAAAGGACAUGACAUAAAUAAUUCGAGUAAUGAGUUUCAAAUUCAAGAAGAUAUAUUGCCAUUCGGAAUUAAAUCCACGUUAAUAAUAAAGCGAAGCGAAUUAAAACAUUUUGGACAUUAUAACUGUACAGUAAUAAAUGAUUACGACAAGGAUAUAGUCGAUAUUGAGUUGAAUGCGGAAAAUAAAUACAAUUCGCAGCUGUUUUUUGUAUGCUUUGGUGCAGCUUUAUCAUUCAUAAUUCUGAUUAUAUUAAUACUUAUAUGGCUGAUGUGUACGAAAAAGACACAAAAAAAGCUUCCACCAGCUGAUGUCAUUCCUAAUGAUCAUCAUAAUUAUAUUGGAAAGUGCAAGGAGAGUGACUGCUCGUCCAAUAAAAGUGACAUAAAAAUAAAUCGAGAAAAUGAAUAUCUUGAGACUUGUUCAGCUCACGACAUGAGUUCAACAAAAAUUCCUUUAAAUACAUUUGGAUCAUCUUUAUCGAGUGCUCUUCCUGAUUUUCGCUAUUCGGGAGAUUUCACCGACUCAUUUGGCCAAUUACAGACAACAAAAAUAGGUUGUAGCAACAAUGGAUAUAUCCCAUAUGUUGAUUACAAUCGUGACUAUACACCACCACCAAGUUUAAACUUAAGUAAUUCUUUAAAACCAGUAUUAACUAGCUCGAGUCUAUCGAAUCAUUUGAUAAUGUGCACAUCAACAGCGACACCGACAAUCACGUCAGCUUCAAUUGUAGGAAUAACGACAGGUUCAAUAACAAAUGGUACUUAUAGUUUAACGAGAAAUCGACCACUAGAAAGACUUUUACAUAACACAUUGCCAAAUAGUGCGUCAUUGACACCCUCCAAUGGACUGACAAAUCAAUCUUUACUAAAUAUCGAUCCACGAUAUUCAGCAACAUAUGGAAAUCCAUAUUUAAAACAGCAUUCGUCAUUGAUUGGACCAUUAAAUACGGCUAAUCUUGCAAUAACACCAGCUCCACCACCUUAUUCAAAUUCAAGGGGCAGUAAUUGUAAUAGUAGUUUUUCAUCCACGACAACGAUAUCAAAUAUGAACGGUGGAGGAAGUAUUGUUGGUAUAGGUACAGCUGCAUUAACAUCCAGCACUACAGGACAAACGAUAAGUCCAUCUCGACAAUUUAUUACAUCAACGGCAUCUUCAAAAGCUGGAAAUCUAGCCACACAUGUUUAACUCUUUUUUUUUGCUUUACUUACAUUGAUUGUAGAGUAACGAAAAAACCUAUGAAUCUAACUGAUGAAAAUUGACUGAACAAAAUAGUGUCAUUAUAUAUAUAAAAUAAUAAUAAAAAAACCCCAAAACAAUGUGAGUGUGAUCACAUUAAUUUUUUUUACAUAUAAUCAAAAAACUAGGAAAAAAAACAGAAAAUAGUUUUAUAAUAAAAAGCCUAAGGUAGAUCACAUUAUAAUUAAAAUAUAACAAUCAUAGAUAUUUGAAAUGUGAUUUUAUCACUGGAAUUUUUUUCUUUCUUCAUCAUUUUAUUGUGCUGUAUUUGAAAAACAGAUUCAAUUCUUAGCUUUUUAUGAUAAAAGUGGCCUUACACUAAAACGUAAAAAAAAUUAAAUUUUGAUUUUUUUACCGUGCAUCGAAUCAAGUUGGUUAAAUCUAGAUCUUUGCAGUAAAUGUAGACAUUUCCUUUAUAUGCUUACUUCAAUUUAUCUUAAGAAAUGAUACGUCUUCUUUUAAAGUAUCAUAGACAAAAAUUAAGAAAAAUUAUUUUGAGGGGGUAACAACAUGAUGGGAAAAUUUUCAUCUAUUUUUUUAAAGCAAAUGAUUGAAAAUCGAUGAGAAAAUUUGAAUCUUUGUGGAAAAUUUGUGAGAAUUUCUCAACAUGCUGUUGUCCCCUUGAAUUAUUUGUAAUUAUAAAUUUGCAAAAGAUCGAAUUAAUCGAUAAAAAAAAGUCUUAAUGCUAAAGGACUGGUCAUUUAUGAUGCAAUGCAAGAUACCCGAAAGACACACGCUUUAAAAAUGACUG